Messenger RNA from Echinococcus granulosus, 1407 nucleotides. RefSeq lists its product as hypothetical. The record is from RefSeq and is a predicted model, not a curated record. Gene Ontology annotation, biological process: microtubule anchoring. Bases 1 to 1407 code for a protein of 468 amino acids. Gene Ontology annotation, molecular function: microtubule binding. NCBI's taxonomy places the organism in Eukaryota, Metazoa, Platyhelminthes, Cestoda, Cyclophyllidea, Taeniidae. Gene Ontology annotation, cellular component: cytoskeleton; sperm flagellum; ciliary basal body. The transcript is spliced from 7 exons.
AUGGGCCGGGCUAACAAUCCGUGCAAAUUAACACAUUCUGACAAGCCAUAUAUGAAGAAGCCUUGCAUUUGUGAAGUUUGCACUUGCGGGCGUCACCAGUGCCCUCACCAGGUGAAACAACGGGUGACCUGGGGGCCAUGUGUAAUGUCGGAGUAUAGUGCGAACUACCGGCCGCAUUGCUUUGAUCUGCGGAAGGCGUUCGUACCCGAGACAGGGUUCCCUUGUUUCGACGAGCCCUUGUCAGACCAGACCACCCACCGCACUGACUAUAAGCCACAACCAUUAUGCCUGCCGUGGCGCCACGAGAAAGAGGGCUACAAGCCGACCUUAGCACCUCUCGACAGCACAACUAACUACCGCCUCGACUACACCCCCAAAAAAGCCUGUCCCACUGAACCCUGUCUUCCCCUCCCCGUGUGCUCGUGCCCCGGAAAUUUCGAUGGCAGUCCUACGUAUCGGAGCGACUAUAGACCAUGGAAUUUGCCACCUCUGGAGCGUUGCAGAGGAAAGCCCUAUAAGCCACCAGAUGCGCCAUUCGAGGGUCUACCGACCUAUCGCACCGACUACGUCCCCAAGUGCGAAGCUAGACGGUCCAAUUUCAAGCCCAAAUCGGAACUUGCCGUGCCGGAUUCGCCUCUCAAUACGGUGACGAAUUACCGCUCGGACUACGUGCCACACCCACUGCAACCUCGUUCACCGAAGGAAAAGGAGCUUCCCUUCAAAUCGCAAGUUCCUUUCAAUGGCCUCACCACGUUCCAAUCCGACUACACACCAAAGAAAUUUUGCCUUCAACAACCGUUCAAGCCAUUGGAGAGCCUGCCCAGUAGCACGGAUCCAAUGAGCCAGAGUACAACUCAUCGUGUGGACUAUACACCCCAUGCACUGUGUCCACCCUACAGACACCCACGUGAAGAAUACAAGAAGCCCGAGGAACCCAUGGAAAAGGGGACAACCUAUCAAAACGAUUAUCCUGUUCUGCCAUUGUGCAAACCGGAACCAAUGAUGCUGCUCGAAUGUCCGAAGUGCCCGGGGCCCUUUGAUGGAACCACAGUCUAUUGUACUGAAUUCAAACACUGGAAUGUGCGCAAACGAGUUGUCAAACCAGCACACCCCUACUGUCCGCCCGAUGUGCCGAUGGAAACGCUUUCUACGAAUAAGGCGGACUUCGGGCCGAAGCUUGCGUGCAAAGUCGAAUUGCUCAAGCCCGCAGCGGAACCCCUGCGUAGUGGCCCAUUUGAUGGCCAAACUAACUACAGGAUUGAAUACACACCCAAAUCGGUGGAGUGUCACUGCCCUGCAGCUUACCUAAGCAGGAACAAAGUUAGCCCCGACGGAUACACCUUUGAGGCUGUCGAUCCCUGCGGUCAUGAGCACUACAAACUGAUGGAGAACCAAAUCAAGGCCUAA